AUUACAUGUAAGGAGGACACUUUAACUGGGACGGCUGCCUCAGUUGAUGUUGCAACAAAGGCAAACCUGAACAAACUGGUUGAAAUUGGCCAGAGUUUAUUGAAGAAACCAGUUUCAAGGGUAAACUUAGAUUCAGGUCUAUCCGAGCCAAUUGAAAACGGUGGAACAAAUGAGGAUGCUCUGAAAAAAUUUGCAAAAUUGCUUUCAGAAGAAAAACGGUUUAGGGACUUAAAAUCACCUUUCAGCAAGGAAACCUCCACUUAGCUGAAUUAUUCUUCCUGGGGAUUAUUUAUCAUCUCAUUAAGACAUAUGUUAAUAAUAAUUUAGUUCAAACAGAGAUUGUGGCAUUUUUGUUUGAAUUCUAAAAUAUCUACUGAGAUGGAUUGUAAUUUAAUUAUUCUGUAUCCGCUAGAAAGUGCGUAUUUGUAUAAUCAUGUGCUGUUUAUCUUAUAAAUUGUAUA
Olea europaea var. sylvestris is the source of this 461-nucleotide messenger RNA. Its product is annotated as patatin-like protein 3. The annotation marks the transcript as partial. The transcript is spliced from 2 exons. The record is from RefSeq and is a predicted model, not a curated record. Gene Ontology annotation, molecular function: glycerophospholipase activity; monoacylglycerol lipase activity. Lineage: Eukaryota; Viridiplantae; Streptophyta; Magnoliopsida; Lamiales; Oleaceae.